AAUUUAGAAAAAGUCUAGACGACGCGCUUGUGUGCGUGGCCGGACCUGAAAAGCCGGUUCCUCCCCCGACCCCGGCGCCCCACCGCAGCCGCCGGCUCCCACCGCCCGGCGCACCCCGUCACCUCUCCACCAACCGGAUACCCGGACGGAUCCGCUCCCACCUGGAUCCUGAUCCGGGGAAGUCAAAGGGGAGAUCGAAGCUUGAGCAGAGGGAGCCAAAAUGGUGAAGGACACGCGGUACUACGACGUGCUGGGCGUGGACCCGUCCGCCACCGAGUCCGAGAUCAAGAAGGCGUACUACGUCAAGGCGAGGCUGGUCCACCCCGAUAAGAACCCGAAUGAUCCGCAGGCCGCGGAGAAGUUCCAGGAACUAGGAGAAGCAUACCAAGUUCUCAGUGACCCUACACAGCGCCAAGCUUAUGACUCACAUGGGAAAGACGGCAUCUCAACGGAGGGGAUUAUUGAUCCUGCAACAAUUUUUGCAAUUCUGUUUGGUAGUGAGCUUUUUGAGGAAUAUAUUGGUCAACUGGCAAUGGCAUCAAUGGCUUCACUUGAUAAUUUUGGUGAAGAUGAGCAGAUUGAUGCAAGAAAGCUGCAAGAGAGAAUGCAGGCUGUUCAAAAGGAUCGGGAAGAAAAACUUGCAGAGACACUGAAAAACCGGCUACACAUCUAUGUGCAAGGAAAUAAGGCAGAAUUCAUCCAGCAUGCUGAAGCAGAGGUGUCCAAACUUAGAAAUGCAGCAUAUGGAGUUGUUAUGUUGAACACUAUUGGCUAUGUAUAUUCAAGGCAAGCUGCAAAAGAACUUGGAAAGAAAGUGAUGUUUUUGGGUGUUCCAUUUAUUGCCGAAUGGUUUAGGGACAAAGGACAUUUUAUCAAAUCCCAAGUAACAGCUGCCACAGGUGCAAUAGCUCUUAUGCAGUUGCAAGAUAACUUGACGAAGUAUAUGAGUGCUGAGGGCCAGUACACAGAGGAGGAACUUGAAAUGUACAUGGAAAACCAUAAGAAAGUCAUGGUUGAUUCUCUGUGGAAGCUUAACGUUGCUGACAUAGAAGCCACAUUAUCCCAUGUCUGUCAAAUGGUACUUCAAGACAGUAGUGCCAGAAAGGAGGAAUUGCGCCUCCGUGCUAAAGGCUUAAAAACUUUAGGAAGAAUUUUCCAGGGGGCUAAGGUCAACCCUAGCGAGGGGGAAACAUCACAAACGAAGAAUAUAGACAACAUGGAUGGCAAUGACGGCAGCUCCCCUGACUCGUCCCCAAAUAGAGAGGCACAGUUCACUCCUAAUCAGCCUCCUGUCCCGAGCCCGUAUGUGGAGGCGCCUCAUGUUAACGGAGUCUAUUGUCCGUUCCCGAUGCCAGCAGCUCCGCCUGGCGCAAGGAGGGAUCGAAUCCCUUGAGUCCAGAUAAAACCUGCUUGUAAAAUGGGCUCUGUUUAACAUUGCCUAUAAUACUAGAUCAUUUGCAUGAUGAACCUGGAGCAGAGGGGAACACAGGAGUCUGUCAGGUGUUCUCUGCACCUCCCUGUUAUUUUGGUCGCGUAUGCUUGGUAGCAGCCGUGUCUUGUGUACAGGUGUGUUUUGCUAUUGUUGAUCGAUGAAGCUGUAGGUGUACAUGUUAUGAUGCCCAUUAUAUUAUUCUGUUGUCGGCCUGCUGUAUUUUAGCAUAAACAGUGGAUACAUUUGCAUCCAUGGGAAAUGAAAUGUUCUAGUCAUUGUUUCCCAU
Molecule: messenger RNA, 1718 nt
Organism: Zea mays
Lineage: Eukaryota; Viridiplantae; Streptophyta; Magnoliopsida; Poales; Poaceae
Product: chaperone protein dnaJ 10
Exons: 10
Coding region: 221-1393 (390 amino acids)
Source: RefSeq, marked provisional